UUAUGGCUGAUGACUCACUUCAACAAUUAAAUAAACCAAAAGUAGAAAUACAUCCAGAGGCUGUUGUUGUAGCCAAAGCUAUUUUACGUGGUGGAAAUAUUGUUAUUGGGGCUGGAACUGUUAUACACCCACAGGCACUUAUAGAUGCUGGUGAAGGCAAAAUUAUUUUUGGUUCAAAUAAUAUAGUUGAAGAAACUGCAAUAAUUCAAAAUUUGUAUUUAUAUUUUAAAUUAUUUUUCAAAAAAUAUUUUAGAGGACCAUCUGGAAAUUUAAUGAAAAUUGGUGAUGAGAAUUUAUUUGAAAUUGGCUCGGGUUGGUUUUUUAUUUUUCUUUUCCUAAUCUUAUGA
Molecule: messenger RNA, 347 nt
Organism: Meloidogyne enterolobii
Lineage: Eukaryota; Metazoa; Nematoda; Chromadorea; Rhabditida; Meloidogynidae
Source: the annotation of a GenBank genome assembly